Messenger RNA from Theobroma umbraticum, 1548 nucleotides. NCBI's taxonomy places the organism in Eukaryota, Viridiplantae, Streptophyta, Magnoliopsida, Malvales, Malvaceae. The record is from RefSeq and is a predicted model, not a curated record.
UGGAUACAAGCCUGCUAAUACUUUUACUCUGCCAGUACACUUGGCAGUCUGCUAAAUCUUUUAUUAGUUACUGGUGUUCUUGGAGCUGUACGUUAAAAAGAGAAGCCUCGGUUCAGCAACACAAGAACAUCAAGAAGGAACAGAAGAUGGCUGAGGAGCAGCAGAGAAUUCAGAUUCCUAGAGUGAAACUGGGAAAUCAAGGACUCGAGGUUUCCAAGUUGGGGUUUGGCUGUGCGGGACUUUCUGGAGUCUACAAUGAUCCUCUCCCUGAUGAUGUUGGCAUAUUGACCAUCAAGCAUGCUUUUGAUAGGGGAAUCACUUUCUUCGAUACAUCAGAUAUCUAUGGACCCGAAACUAAUGAAAUACUGGUUGGAAAGGCACUGAAGCAGCCACCACGAGAGAAGGUGCAGUUAGCCACAAAAUUUGGUAUUACAAAAAUGGAUACUACUGGUGUCAUGGUAAAUGGUACUCCUGAAUACGUCCGCGCCUCUGUUGAGGCUAGCAUGAAGCGCCUUGAUGUGGAAUACAUUGAUCUCUACUAUCAGCACAGGGUCGACACCACCACUCCCAUAGAGGAUACUAUGGGUGAACUCAAGAAGUUGGUGGAAGAAGGGAAAAUAAAGUACAUUGGUUUAUCUGGAGCUAGCCCUGAAACUAUAAGGAGAGCACAUGCGGUUCAUCCCAUAACUGCUGUACAAAUGGAGUGGUCCCUCUGGACUCGUGACAUUGAGGAAGAAAUAGUCCCCCUUUGCAGGCAACUCAGAAUUGGGAUUGUUCCAUACAGCCCUAUUGGUCGUGGUUUCUUUGGUGGCAGAGCAGUUGAGGAAAGUGUGCCUGCAAAUAGUUUUCUGGGAAUUUUCCCAAGGUUUCAAGGAGAAAACUUGGCCAGAAACAAGAUCUUAUAUCUGAAAGUAAAGAAGUUGGCUGAGAAGCAUGGAUGUACCACUGCACAACUUGCACUUGUCUGGGUUCUUCAUCAAGGAGAUGAUGUAGCACCCAUUCCUGGAACAACCAAGAUCAAAAAUCUUGAUUGCAACAUUGAUUCACUGAGGGUGAAGCUCACAGAAGAAAAUUUAAAAGAGAUUUGUGAUGUGAUCCCCAUAAAUGAGGUAGCAGGCGCUCUUUUGCCGGACAGUUUAAGUCAUCUCUCAUGGAAGUUUGCUAACACACCAUCAAAGCGUAGGAAGAUUUCAACUUAAAUUAACCUAUGGAUGCAAAGUCUGCAGCAGAGUAUGAUAUUUUUGGUGAAUGGACUCCCUCCAGCAACUGAAACUAUUGAAAGACUAGAAGUUUAUAUUGAUGAGUUAGUAAGCUUUGGAUGCAAUAAUGAAGGGCAUUACCAAAAAUAAAUAAGCAGGCUAGUUAGGAUAGUAGCUUUGCUGUUGAAUGGUUAUCAGAGAAAGAAUGCAUUUCCUUGUAUGGAUUUCCUGUCUGUUCUUUGUUCCUAGUAAUCCCCAGUGCUUGUAUUUGUUAACAGAAAAGGUUAAGAUGCUGUAUAAGAACUAUGUUUUCAUUUAGUACUCUAAUACAAUUCAUCUUGAUCUCUUA